AUGAAGAUCAUGAAAACAAAAUAUCUAAACGCGGCUGAACUUCUUCGUUUUAGUUCUGGAUUUGGAUGGGAUUCAACCACAAAAAGGUUUACAGCUUCAAAAGAAGUAUGGGCUGAAUAUCUAAAGGCACAUCCAAAGUUCAAAAAGUUUCGUGAUGAAACAUUUGAAGAAUUUGAUGAUCUCAAACUUAUAUUUGACAAGAAUAUAGCGACGGGUACGAAUGCUAUUGGUUUAGGUGAAACUACUGAUGCACAAACAGUUAGAGUUGCAGAAACAGAAAAGGAGCAAGCAAAUUGUGGUGAAGGUCCUUCAGACGAUGAUUUGGAAAAGCUUCCUUUAAGAAAGAGACAAAAAACUAGUCCUCUUAACAAAGGUGAUGAUCUGUUUACUCAAAAAGAAAGUGUAGAAGAAGCUGACGAGCUGAAUACUUUGACAACCAUCACUCAGAAACUCUUCAAUUUGAUAGAAGAAAGAGAGACAAGACAAAAACAAGAAGCUGAGCAAAGAGAAGCAGAGAAAAAGAAAAAUAAUCUAUGGGAAGCAGUCAAAGAAGUUUCUGAUUUGGAAGAACAUGUACGUUUUGAUGCCGUUAAGUUGAUCAAUCAAUUAGGAAUGAAAGACGUAUUCAUUAGCAUGUCUGUUGAUGAACGUUACGGAUGGAUUAAGCAUAACGUGAUAGGAUUUUGA
Molecule: messenger RNA, 687 nt
Organism: Brassica napus (rape)
Lineage: Eukaryota; Viridiplantae; Streptophyta; Magnoliopsida; Brassicales; Brassicaceae
Exons: 3
Coding region: 1-687 (228 amino acids)
Source: RefSeq, a predicted model, not a curated record